UUAUUCGAGUUCAUGAAUUUCCUGGCUGAGAAUGUCAUCUUCUGUUACAUGGGACUUGCACUAUUCACGUUUCAAAAUCAUAUCUUCAAUCCUCUUUUUAUAUUUGGUGCAUUUCUGGCAGUUUUUGCAGCAAGAGCUUGCAACAUAUAUCCACUUUCUUUCCUUUUGAAUUUGGGUCGAAAACAAAAGAUUCCCAGGAACUUCCAGCAUAUGAUGAUGUUUUCAGGUUUACGUGGUGCAAUAGCAUUUGCAUUAGCUAUUCGAGACACAGAAUCCCAACCCAAACAAAUGAUGUUUACAACAACUCUGCUUAUUGUGUUUUUCACAGUCUGGGUAUUUGGUGGGGGCACAACGCCAAUGCUCACGUGGCUUCAGAUCAGAGUUGGCGUAGAUCCAGAUGAAGACCUGAAAACAGAAGCUGCAAGCCAGAGUGCAUCUAACUUGGAUAAAAGUACGACCAAAGCUGAGAGUGCAUGGCUGUUCAGAAUUUGGUAUGGCUUUGACCACAAAUACCUAAAACCUAUCUUAACCCACACGGGUCCACCUCUCACAACAACAUUACCCGAAUGGUGCAAUCCUGUUGCCAGGCUUCUGACCAGCCCCAGUGCAUACAGUGAUCAACUGAAGGAUGAUGACACAGAUUAUAUCAUAAAUAAUGAUGAAUUGGCCGAAAACUGUGAAUUGUCUGCUCACAUAUCAGUGCCAGCCCAGGACAAAACAGGCUCCACCCAGGCUACAGGCAAGGAAGAUAUUCAUGAAGGAGACCUAGGAUUAGGAGGGUUCAAACUCCAGCUUGACCACACUGCAGGUCAACCCCAGAUGACUUCAUUGGCAUGA
Molecule: messenger RNA, 837 nt
Organism: Tauraco erythrolophus (red-crested turaco)
Lineage: Eukaryota; Metazoa; Chordata; Aves; Musophagiformes; Musophagidae
Source: RefSeq, a predicted model, not a curated record